ACACAAUAUUAUUUUCUGGAUGUUCGUAUUAGAUAAAGAUAUGGCGUAUAAGAAAAACAAUAUGCGACUUUUGAAGAUAUUAUAUCUUUUAUUACUUUUGAGUGCUGACAACUUCGUAGUGACAACAAAAGUUUCCAAUUACCGUAUCGGCAAGGAGAUGUCGGUCAUAAAUAGUAAAAUUAAACCAACGAGUUCUAUACGUGUUGUGGAGCCGAGCUUUACUGGUCCCAUUGAGAACGUCACAGGCGCCCUCGGCAAGGAAGCGGUAUUGACGUGCCCUAUUGCAGACCUUGGAGAUUAUAUGGUUGCAUGGAUCACAGCAGACGACCAGACCGUGCUCUCCUUGCAAACGAAACUUGUCAGACACAGCCCUCGGUACUCUAUAACUAAUGAUCCCCCGGGAGCGUGGCAGCUGCACAUACGACAACUAAGAAUCGCGGAUCGGGGAUGCUAUAUGUGUCAAAUAAAUACAGCGAAAAUGAAAAAACAAAUAGGAUGUAUCGAUGUAUUGGAACCUCCAAACAUUUUGGAUGAAGGUACGAGUAGUGACGUCACAGUACAGGAAAAUACAGACGUAGUAGUAAUAUGUAAAGCAAGCGGCCAUCCUGAACCUAGGAUACUGUGGAGAAGAGAGGACGGCAGUAAUAUUCUACUGAGGAACGAAUCCGGUGUCCUGAGUAAGGUUGACACAUACGUGGGCCCUGUGUUAAAUAUCACCAGGGUCGAUCGCAAACAGAUGGGGGCGUACCUCUGCAUUGCUUCCAAUGAUGUUCCGCCGUCUGUGAGCAAGCGGAUAAUGGUGGCUGUUAAUUUUGCUCCAACAAUAAAAGUAAAGUCAAAAGUUGUAAGAGUAACAACGAGCUCUAACGCGAAUCUGGAAUGCAUCACCGAGGCAAAUCCCGCUGCUAAUACUUAUUGGCUAAAGAGUGGAGAUGAAAUGAUUUUAUCUGGUGAAAAAUUCGAAAUGUUCGAACAACGUAUCUCGCCAUAUCAAAUGCAGGCGACGUUAUUCAUAAGGGAUUUAACAACAGACGACACAGGAUUGUACACAUGCUAUUCUUCUAACGCGUUUGGUAAAGCUGAGGGCAGUAUCAGGCUUUAUGAAAUAAAAACAACAACAACAUCAACGACUACAACAACAACAACAACAACAACGACGACGACGACGACAACAGAAACGCCGACAACAAAAGAAGUUUCCCCUAAGACUACUGCAGAUUACACGUCUCUAACACAUUUGAUGGCACCAAUACGGCCUGCUCAACAAAAGUAUUAUACGCCAGACGCUAUUUACGGUACAAUGCAGAAUGUCAUCGACCAAUCCGUAUUGGACGCCAGUUUAUUUCCAUCUGCUGAGACGACCUGCUCAAAAGCUGGUAGUGUUUCACCGAACACUAUCUGUCUAUUACACCACAUAUCACCCAUCCUAUCUAAUAUAAAUAAUCUUAUUGUAAUAAUAAUUCUAAGUUUCUCAAAUAGAGUAUUUGGAAUGUUAUACGACGAAAUUAGAUGACUAGCUAUAUAAAUUAAUACAAGCUUGUCGUCAAUUUAGUUAGAACUGUUUCAGAACAUACAACCUAAUGUAAUAAUUCCAUCGUGUUAUAAAUAUUGUAGUCGGUCAAUGGUCAUUUUAGUUUAUUUACUAUACGUGUCAACAUAUCAAUGAAAUACUAAAAUUUCGUAUUCUAAUUAUCUGUGAAUUGGCUGGGAUUAUGUGGAUGUUAUACAAAUAUGAUUUUACGCAUAAUGAAUUAAUUGCUCAUUAGACUGGUUGACGUCACAGGUCGUUUAAAUCAGUAUCGUUUGCCCAAAUAUUUCUCGUUCUCUUAUCAUGCUUUAACGCGGAAAGCCAUCGACAACGUAAGGACUCUGCGUGGCUCAUUGUUUUUGCUUUAUUAACCUGUGUCCAAUGCACUUAAUAUUUUAUUUUAACAAUCUUAUAAGAGAGAUACAGACUUUGUAUUUGUGAUAAAAUUCUAUAGCUUGUUAUUU
Molecule: messenger RNA, 1992 nt
Organism: Papilio polytes (common Mormon)
Lineage: Eukaryota; Metazoa; Arthropoda; Insecta; Lepidoptera; Papilionidae
Product: lachesin-like
Exons: 10
Coding region: 20-1513 (497 amino acids)
Cellular component (GO): neuron projection
Source: RefSeq, a predicted model, not a curated record